Messenger RNA from Amphimedon queenslandica, 843 nucleotides. RefSeq names its product exosome complex component RRP4-like. Gene Ontology annotation, molecular function: RNA binding. Gene Ontology annotation, biological process: TRAMP-dependent tRNA surveillance pathway; nuclear-transcribed mRNA catabolic process, deadenylation-dependent decay; CUT catabolic process. The record is from RefSeq and is a predicted model, not a curated record. Gene Ontology annotation, cellular component: cytoplasmic exosome (RNase complex); nuclear exosome (RNase complex). The transcript has 9 exons. NCBI's taxonomy places the organism in Eukaryota, Metazoa, Porifera, Demospongiae, Haplosclerida, Niphatidae. Bases 46 to 843 code for a protein of 265 amino acids.
CGUAUACUCUCCAGGAUACCGAGGGUCACAAUUAGCCCCGCCCAUAUGGCUUUAAAAGGAGAGCCCCAUUAUGUUGCACCUGGUGAUGUAAUCACUGCUAACCUUGGAUUUAUGAGAGGGCAUGGAACGUAUGAGUCUGAUGGUAAACUUUUAGCGUCAGUUGCUGGCGUCGUCGAGAGGGUUAAUCGGUUAUUGUGUGUCCACCCACUCAAAUCAAAGUAUAAUGGUGAAAUUGGAGACGUCGUGGUUGGACGAAUCAUUGAGGUACAGCAGAAAAGGUGGAAAGUUGAAACUAGCUCUAGACUAGACUCCGUUUUAAAUCUGUCUUCCAUCAAUCUCCCUGGAGGAGUACUGCGUCGUCGGUCUGCUGAAGAUGAAGUAAUGAUACGAGACUAUUUGAAAGAAGGAGACCUGAUUAGUGCUGAAGUACAGCAGGUAAACUCUGAUGGUUCACUAUCUCUUCACACAAGGAGCUUGAAAUAUGGCAAACUAACUGAAGGCACACUUGUUACUGUCUCCCCUUCGCUUGUCAAGAGGUGCAAGAAUCAUUUUCAUAAUCUGUUAUGUGGCGCUAGUCUCAUACUAGGCAACAAUGGCUACAUAUGGAUCAGUCCUAUUAUACUGGAUGAUCAUCAACAAGAACAAAUGAGAUUCCAAUUACCAUCAACUCCUGGAUCAAGCUCUGUCAAGACUGUCACUCAUGUGGCUACAAUAGAAGAGAGAGAGACUAUUGCAAGAUUACGUAAUUGCAUACUAGCAUUAGCCCAGUCCAGGAUAUUACUGUAUGACACUACUGUCCAGUAUGCUUAUGAUGCCUCCUUGAAAUAUGAGGUAAAAGAAUAG